CUAUUACUAGCACAAUCCAUCAGCCACUCUUUGUCUCUGGUCAGCAUAGAAGAAGGCAGAGAGACAGACGGGGGUUUGCCUGAAGAGAGCUGAAUUCUGGAGGAAGGGUACACAAACCCUUGGAAAGAAGAACACGGCUCUCUAAAACCUGGUGGAACUGCAUAAAUGCUAAAGCAGCUGAGGAGCCACGACAGAGUGGGAGUGUGAUUUAAUGUUAUUUUUGUUUUUCUUUUUGGAAAGGUCUUAGUCGCUUUUAAAGAUCAUGCAAACCACCUGGCUCUUGCUACUGGGCUCUCUGGUACUGGCAACCCUUGCCUUUGCCAAGAAGGGUCUCGAGUUCCCACGGUACGAUGGCAAAGACCGUGUCUUGGACAUAGAUGACAAGAACUACCGCAAAGCCUUGAAGAAAUAUGACAUGUUAUGCCUGUUCUACCAUGCUCCUCCGCCAACCACAAAAGAGCUGCAGAAACAGUUCCAAAUGACUGAACUAGUGCUAGAGUUAGCUGCUCAGGUCUUGGAGGAAAAGGACAUUGGCUUUGGAAUGGCUGACUCCCAAAAGGAUGCAAAGGUUGCCAAGAAACUAGGUAUGCAUGAGGAGGGCAGGGUCUAUGUCUUUAAGAAGGACCGUGUGAUUGAAUUUGAUGGACUGCUCUCUGCAGACAUUAUUGUGGAGUUCCUUCUGGAUCUUUUGGAUGAUCCAGUUGAGGUCAUUGAUAAUGCCCUGGAGUUGCGAGCCUUUGACCGUAUGGAAGAAGACAUCAAGCUUAUUGGCUUCUUCAUGAGUCAGGACUCUGAACAUUUUAAGGCUUUCCAUGAGGCAGCUGAACAGUUUCAGCCUUUUAUCAAAUUUUUUGCCACCUUUGAAAAAUCUGUUGCUAAAGAGUUGACUCUGAAGAUGAACGAGGUGGACUUUUAUGAGCCCUUCAUGGAGGAACCAAUCACCAUUCCAGACAAGCCCCAUUCAGAGAAAGAGCUGGUGGCCUUCAUAUCAAAGCACAGGAGACCAACUCUUAGAAAACUGAGGGCAGAGGACAUGUUUGAGACCUGGGAGGAUAAUCUGAAUGGCAUUCACAUUGUAGCCUUUGCAGAAGAGGAGGACCCUGAUGGUUUUGAGUUCUUGGAGGUUUUGAAGGAGGUGGCCAGAGACAACACACACAAUCCAGAUUUAAGUAUUUUGUGGAUCGACCCAGACAACUUCCCAUUGCUCAUUCCCUACUGGGAGAAGACUUUCAAGGUUGACCUCUUUAGACCACAGAUUGGUGUAGUUAAUGUUACUGAUGCAGAUAGUGUCUGGUUGGAGAUACCUGACGAUGAAGAUCUGCCUUCAACGGAAGAGCUGGAAAACUGGAUAGAAGAUGUGCUCGCUGGAACAGUCAACACUGAGGAUGACGAUGAUGAUAACGAUGAUGUGGAAGAUGAGGACGACAGUGAUGAUGAUAAUGACGACAAUGAUGACAACGAUAAUGAUGAAGACGAUGAUGCUGAUUAAUAAUUCAUAUAUUGUUAAAACUUCAAUCAAAUAGUAAUAGUGCUCUCUGUUAAAAGAUAACUAUUUUGUGUCUGAACACUUUUACAGUAAAAUAAUUUUGUACAUUUUGUACAUCACUGGGAAUUGUAUUAUUUCAAGCAGCCUUAAACUGGAAAUUGCUAAAGGGAUUCAAAUUAAAUAUUACGCUUUGUAAUUUA
Molecule: messenger RNA, 1686 nt
Organism: Myxocyprinus asiaticus (Chinese sucker)
Lineage: Eukaryota; Metazoa; Chordata; Actinopteri; Cypriniformes; Catostomidae
Product: calsequestrin-2-like
Exons: 12
Coding region: 263-1489 (408 amino acids)
Biological process (GO): regulation of cardiac muscle contraction by regulation of the release of sequestered calcium ion
Cellular component (GO): sarcoplasmic reticulum lumen
Molecular function (GO): calcium ion binding
Source: RefSeq, a predicted model, not a curated record